Messenger RNA from Salvia splendens (bonfire salvia), 3350 nucleotides. Its product is annotated as probable LRR receptor-like serine/threonine-protein kinase At1g67720. The coding region runs from base 264 to 3083 and encodes 939 amino acids. NCBI's taxonomy places the organism in Eukaryota, Viridiplantae, Streptophyta, Magnoliopsida, Lamiales, Lamiaceae. Gene Ontology annotation, biological process: protein phosphorylation. The transcript has 16 exons. Gene Ontology annotation, molecular function: protein binding; protein kinase activity; ATP binding. The record is from RefSeq and is a predicted model, not a curated record.
CUUUUUUGAGUUGUAUCAACACUUGAACUUCAGCAAAAAGCUAAACCCACUGUGUCUUUCUCUCUUGUUCACAUUUUACUUAUUCAAGAACCUUCCUCUUUCACUAAGAUUUUACUACUAUUGCAGUUUGAAUCAUUAUUCGAUACUGGGAAACUAGGAUCUUCAUCCACUUUUGCUCCUAAUCUUUCUGUUUCUCUUCUUUUUUCGUAUGGCUUCAACUUCCUAGUACUCUUUCCAUAUUCAUAUUUGAAGAGAGAUGAGAAAUGGGGUCUGCUGGAUUUCUCUUCGUUUUCUCUCUGUAUUCUCUUUUCCUCAUGGAUGUUUCCACAGCCCAGAUGCCAGGGACAUGCUACCAAAACCCUGCUACACUUAGUAGUAGUUUUGUGAGUGUAGAUUGUGGUGGUUCCAAUAAUUUUACAGAUGAAAUAGGUCUUGAAUGGAGUCCAGAUAACUACAUGUUAACUGGAGAUAUAGUUAACAUAGUCGUAGCCAAUGAGACCAGAAAACAGUAUAAGACACUAAGAUCCUUCCCAGCAGAUGAUAACAAGUAUUGCUACACAUUCAAUGUUGUCAGUAGGACCAGGUAUCUCAUAAGAGCGACCUUCUUGUAUGGAAACUUUGACAACAACAACAAUGUGUAUCCCAAAUUUGACAUUUCGUUCGGACCUACACGUUGGGCUACUAUAAUAAUUUCAGAUGCUAAUACAAUAGAGCUUCAAGAGUUAAUAUUUCUAGCUACAGAUCCUACCAUCAGUGUUUGUUUGUCCAAUGCAACAACUGGUCAGCCGUUUAUAUCCACCCUUGAGCUCCGACAGUUUAAUGGUUCCAUCUAUUUCCAUCAGUUUGAGAGCCAAUUUUACCUCAGUAUGUCCGCAAGAAUAAAUUUUGGUGCAGAGAGCGACGAACCGGUCAGGUUUCCAGAUGACCCAUUUGAUCGAAUGUGGGGGUCUGACUCGGUGAGAAAAGCCAAUUACCUUGUUGAUGUUGCUCCAGGAACUGAAAAAAUAUCCACAAAGAUGCCAAUUGAUGUCAGCAGGGAUGAAUGGCCACCGCAGAAGGUAAUGCAGACAGCUGUAGUUGGCAGAAAUGGAUCAUUGACGUAUCGCUUGAACCUCGAUGGUUUUCCUGCUCCUGGUUGGGCAUUUUGUUACUUUGCCGAAAUUGAAGACUUAGGUCCAAGUGAUGCAAGAAAGUUCAGGUUUUUGCUCCCUGGUGCUCCUGAUCUUAGCAAGGCUGUUGUUAAUAUCCAAGAAAACGCCCAAGGACAGUAUCGUUUGUAUGAGCCAGGAUACUACAACAUUUCUCUACCAUUUGUUUUAUCUUUCAGAUUUGGGAGGACUUCUGAUUCUACAAUGGGUCCUCUGCUGAAUGCCUUGGAGGUCAAUAGAUAUUUGAAAAAGAGUGAUGGCUCUGCAGAUGGACCAGUUUUGGCUUCAAUAGCCAUGUCUUAUAUAUCAUUUAAGUGGGCAAAUGAAGGCGGUGACCCAUGCAUUCCAGCUCCAUGGUCAUGGGUCCAGUGUAGUUCAGAUCCUCGGCCAAUGAUAACAUCGAUUAAACUGUCUCGGAAGAAUUUGUCGGGAACAAUUCCAGUAGAGUUCACAAAGUUGGGCGGCUUAGUUGAGUUAUGGCUUGAUAAUAACUCACUGAGUGGUCCAAUUCCAGAUUUUUCUGGAUGCCCUAACUUAAAGAUAAUACAUCUCGAGGAUAACCGAUUGAAUGGUGAACUGCCUUCUUCCUUGGAAGAUUUGUCAAAAUUGAGAGAAUUGUACAUUCAGAACAAUUUGUUAGCUGGGAAAAUUCCAUCCGGUUUUCUUAAUAAAGACCUGAGUCUGAACUACACUGGGAAUGCAGGCCUUCACGAGGAGAAGGGAGGGAGCCAUAAGAAAAUUAUUAUCAUCGGGACAUCAGUUGGAGCUGCUGUUAUGCUAAUCGCUACCAUUACAUAUUUCUUAUUACCCAAAGGAAAGAAUAAACCUCCUCGUAAAGGAGAAUCUCCACAUAAUUUGCCUCCUCAAAAGCUUGCUUCUUCCCUGGGUGAUACAAAUACUGAAGCUGCUCAUUACUUCACUUUGGCUGAGAUCAAGGAUGCUACAAAUAAUUUUGAGAGAAGAAUUGGAUCGGGAGGCUUUGGGGUUGUAUAUUAUGGGAGACUGCCUGAUGGUAAAGAAAUUGCAGUCAAACGCUUGACCAAUGAUUCCUUCCAGGGGAAGCGAGAGUUUACCAAUGAAGUUUCUCUUCUUUCAAGAAUACAUCAUAGGAAUCUAGUACAGUUUAUUGGAUGUUGCCAAGAAGAAGGAAAAAGUAUUCUCGUGUACGAGUUCAUGCACAAGGGGACUCUUAAGGAACAUCUUUAUGGGCCCUUAACACUUGGAGGAGGAAUUAAUUGGAUUAAACGCCUUGAGAUUGCUGAGGAUGCUGCCAAAGGAAUAGAUUACCUCCACACUGGUUGUGUUCCAGCAAUCAUUCAUCGAGACUUGAAGACCAGCAAUAUUCUUCUUGACAAGAACAUGAGAGCUAAGGUUUCAGAUUUUGGCCUAUCGAAACUAGCAGUUGAUGGAGCUUCCCACGUGUCGAGCAUAGUUCGAGGAACUGUUGGUUACCUUGAUCCUGAAUAUUACAUCUCCCAGCAGCUUACAGAUAAGAGCGAUGUCUACAGUUUUGGGGUCAUCCUCCUUGAGCUAAUAUCCGGUCAAGAAGCAAUCUCUAACGAAAAUUUUGGACAUAACUGCCGAAACAUAGUCCAGUGGGCAAAGUUGCACAUUGAGAGUGGAGACUUGCAAGGGAUCAUCGACCCUGCAUUGCACGAAUACGACAUACAGUCGAUGUGGAAGAUAGCGGAGAAGGCACUGAUGUGCGUGCAGCCCCACGGGAGCAUGAGGCCGUGGAUGUCUGAAGUCAUAAAGGAGAUCCAAGAUGCACUCGCUAUUGAGAGGGGGGCAGAGGCAGUGAGGGAAGGCAGCUCAGACGAAAUAUCUAGGCGCUCGGCUCACUCGUCCCUCAACUUGGGCUUGUUGGAUAUCGGCUCCAGCGACCACCACUACUUGGCCAUCGAUGAAUCCAUUGCACGCCCAACUGCUCGGUAAAAUUCUUGUGAUAAUUUUUGGUUGGAUUGCUUUUGCAGCUAGAUUUAGUCACACAGCCUGCUGCUGGGAUAAGCCAAAACAGUUGGUGUAGAUUUACGGUAAAUUCCAGCCUUUUUUGCUCUCUUUUUUAGGAUUGGUCUAUAUAUUGUUCAUCAUUCUUGACCAUCUUCAGAUUUUUUUUUCUGGGAAAUAUAUCGUGCAUUCUGUAAAACUAUAAUUUUUGAUGCGAUAAUUAAAGUGAAUAGUAGUGUCCGUUUCGUUUCUUUA